AUCGGCACACAAAACACACAGCGUGCAUGUAUGUGCGCGCACCACACACAUACACAUACCAUGCAGCCGUGUAUGUACAUAUGUAUGUGUCGCUGAAUAUUGGGCAUUUAUGCAAAUAAAAGGCAAAAGAUAAAAGUCGAAAGAGGUUUCGAUUUUAGUUAAAGGUAUUCAAAGCAAGGGCAUCCUCGGAUGCGGAUGCGAAUGCUCCCAAUCCGUCCCGUGAAUCUCCUUUCCGCCCUGCAAAUAAAAUAUCGGGUUGGUGGAAAGUAGAUGCUGCAGAAUAGGCCUUCGUUCGGGAGGAAAGUGGAAAGUGGCCGCCUAGGGGCAGUUCCUGGGUAUUACGUAUGUAGCAAGAACACUAAGGCAAAAGCACAUGCGACGUAACCCAGUGGCAUUCCGACCAACAUCAAAGCGGAAAGGCAAGGCAAGGAAAGGAAAGGCUUCUCUGCUGCAUUGCGUACCAUUCCGUUCCGUUUCCCAUUUCCCAUUUCACUUUCUUGAGCCGAAGUGGCUCUUUAAGCCAAUAAGUUCACGUCAAUUCAUUGCAGAAGAAUUGCAGAAGUGGCUUAGGCUUAUUGAAUCGCGUCUUCGCGACGUUUGCAUCACCGCGCGCUCAAUGCUCGACUUUUUAUAAUACAGAUGAAUGGGAAAUACGUACUUAUGUAUAUCUAGUAUUUCAAAUGUAUAAUUACUUAAUGUGCCACAGAGUGCAGUGCAUAGUACAUAGCAUUCAGUAUAUGAUAUAGGUAUAGGUAUAGGUAUAGUGCACUUUUGGCCAGGCAGUCGAUUGUCGAUGGCUGUAGUCCGCACUGCGGUCCCAAUUCGCCAAGAGAGCCCGGUGAGUGCACCAUCUGAGAUCAACAUGAACGGCUAUAACCGAAAAUCGCCACAAAAACGGCGCUAUGAGAUGCCAAAAUAUGCUGUAUCGCCGAAAAAGAAAAUCUGCAAGGAGCGCAUUCCGCAGCCGAAAAAUACAGUGGCAAUGCUGAAUGAGUUAAGACAUGGACUGAUUUACAAAUUGGAGUCACAGACUGGUCCGGUGCACGCACCUUUAUUUACGAUAUCCGUUGAGGUCGAUGGACAAAAAUACUUGGGCCAGGGUCGCAGUAAAAAAGUCGCGCGUAUUGAAGCGGCAGCUACGGCACUGCGAAGCUUUAUACAAUUCAAGGACGGAGCAGUUUUGUCGCCAUUGAAGCCAUCGGGCAACUUGGACUUUACCAGCGACGAGCAUCUUGAAAAUGGUAUUGAAAAUUUGAGCAAUAAACAAUUGAUCGAAAUCAUUGAGACGUUGAUGUUGACUGAAAAGAAAUCCAACCUUACCUCGCUUGAACAACCCACGUUGCGUCUUCAAAUGUUUUGCAUGAGUCAGAAUGUCAGCAAGAGUGCUAUUGCUGUUGACGGACAAAAAAAGGUUCCAGAUAAAGGUCCUGUAAUGCUUCUGUACGAGUUAUUUAAUGACGUUAAUUUUGAAUGCAUUAAUAUUGACGGCGCUCAAAAUAAUUGUCGCUUCAAGAUGACUGUUACAAUUAACGAAAAAAAAUUUGAUGGAACAGGUCCCUCUAAAAAAUUGGCCAAAAAUGCGGCAGCUAAAGCGGCGCUUGCAUCGUUGUGCAACAUUUCCUACAGUCCAAUGGUCGUGCCACAGAAGAACGUACCCCUUCCAAUCGACGACAAGUCAUCAUCCAUGGAGUUGCCGCAAAUACAUGCAGAUACAAUUGGACGACUGGUUUUGGAAAAGUUCAUGGAAGUAAUAAAAGGUCAGGAGGCUUAUUCGCGUCGAAAGGUAUUAGCGGGCAUUGUUAUGACUGAAAACAUGAAUUUUUGUGAAGCCAAAGUUAUUUCAGUUUCAACGGGUACAAAGUGUGUCAGCGGCGAACAUAUGAGUGUGAACGGAGCUGUCUUAAACGAUUCUCAUGCUGAAAUAGUCUCUAGGCGUUGUCUUCUCAAGUACUUAUAUGCACAGCUGGAUCUUCAGUGCAAUCAGGCCACAGCAUAUCAGUCGAUUUUCGUGAGGAAUACUGAUGGGCAAUACCCUUAUAAACUAAAAUCCGGGGUACAUUUCCAUUUGUAUAUAAAUACAGCACCUUGUGGGGAUGCACGGAUAUUUAGUCCUCACGAAAACGACACUGGUGUUGAUAAACAUCCAAAUAGAAAAGCUCGUGGCCAAUUGCGUACAAAAAUCGAGUCCGGUGAGGGCACAAUUCCAGUUAAAAGCAGUGAUGGAAUACAAACGUGGGAUGGCGUAUUGCAGGGCCAACGCUUACUUACUAUGUCGUGCUCAGAUAAAAUUGCACGUUGGAACAUCGUAGGUAUCCAAGGCUCCUUAUUGUCUUCCAUUAUUGAACCAGUGUACCUGCAUUCGAUUGUGCUGGGCAGUUUGUUGCACCCAGAGCACAUGUACCGUGCAGUGUGCGGCCGAAUAGAAAAGUCUAUUCAAGGUCUGCCACCGCCGUACCAUUUGAAUAAGCCACGCCUGGCAUUGGUCACUUCGGCAGAACCGCGAAACCAGGCCAAGGCACCAAACUUUGGGAUUAAUUGGACCAUUGGUGAUACUGAGUUGGAGGUGGUGAACUCGCUCACUGGUCGAACGAUUGGCGGUCAAGUGUCUCGCAUCACGAAGCAGGCGUUUUUUGUUAAAUAUGGAUUUUUGAUGGUAAACCUACCAGGUAUUUUAGUCCGCAAAGUAUCUACAGACUAUGGGCAAACCAAAGCAAACGUAAAGGACUAUCAGACGGCGAAGCUAGAAUUGUUUUCUGCAUUCAAACGCGAGGACCUUGGAAGCUGGCUUAAGAAACCCAUUGAACAAGACGAGUUCGGCCUUGCCGAAUGACUGCAUUCAUCACUACUAUUUAAUUUAAUAAAAGACAACGGAAACGGCAAGCAAUUAAUAGAAUUAGAUGAUAUAAUAUUUACGACAAAUUCUGAUGUAGAAUGCAAUUUAUGUUGGGUGCAAACACAGCGAUAUGAACUUCACAUGAUUGGGAACCUGCCAACCUUGGGUACCCAUUUCAACAGCAAGCACAAAGAUGCUAAUGCUCGAAAUAUACAAAACGGCUCUAGAAUAUUUAUAGAAUAGAAUGUAGUUUUUAUGCUGGAACUGAGUAAAGGAGUAUUAUGGCGUUUUUUUUUGAAUCAAUUCAUUUUAAAGUUGGCUAAAGCAAUAUCUAACUCAUCUAAGUUUACCACUCAAUUUAUUAUUUAAGUUUAUAAAAUCGACCUCGCCUUAACCACACUGCUAUAUUUUUCAAGUGAGUUGGGUUUGGGAUAGGAAGAAAUCAUGUUACAAGGCAGUUACAAAAUACAGGCUAACUUUUAUAACCGCGGAACGACAUCUGCCACAAAAAAACUUUCAAUUUAUAGAAUUGAUUUAACCUUGAUAAAACUACAUCGACUUAUAGAGACUUCGAGUUACGGAUUUUGGAGUUAUAGAAGUUACACUGUAUAUAGCAACAGCAAAAAUCUAUAAAUGCGAAAAACCCAAACAUGAUUCUGUUAUCGAUUAAGCAAUGUAUCUUAUUAAGUAAAGUCAUUUGCAACGACAUAAUAAUUAUAAUAAAGUCACGCUUAAUAUAAACAUAAAGUAGAUUUUAGGUAAAUCUACAUUGUUUUCACGUAUUUUUCUUCAGAUCGUAUAUACACUUAAGCUUUCAUCGAUUUUCAAAAUAUAAAACUGUGUUCUUGGUUAAAAUACUUUUACUAUAACAUUUUAUCAAUUAAAUUAUGUAGAUUUCUUUAUAAUUACAAUAUUAGUUGAAAUAAAUAACAUGCAAACAAAUAGCCUAGUUACCAAUUUUAUAGCAUGAUAAAAACAUAUAAAAAUUACUCAAAUGUAAUCACGAGGCUUGAGGCGCCAUUUUCUAUGUAGACAGAUAUAUUGUAUUAGUUUUGGUAAAUUGUUUGUACAUCUUAAUAUUUUCUAUCAAACUUACUUCUUCCUGAUUUCUUCCAAUUGACCAACUUCUGGUUGCUCGUUUUAAAAAGUAUGGCAAUUUUAAAUGGUCAAGAAAAUUGCUAACAUACAAAAGCUUUUAAAUUUUUAAGAUUGGUCUUCCAACUGACCUAAAAAGUAUUCAUAUUUAACGUAUUUGGAACUCAAUUUGAAUUGUACUUAAAAAUGGUACGAUUAAUUACCAUUAACUAGUCAUUCUGGUAUUCUCAUUCAAAAUUCAGUCAUGAAAAAUAAGUAUUACGUCAAAGUUUCAUAAAACACAAAAAUGAAAAAGACAGCAAGACUUUAGAGCAGAAUAGCUUGUCUCGUGCACUCAUUUAUAAUUUUUGCGAAUCGACUUUACUAAAAAAAUACUUUCGACUUAAAAAGUUUAAGUGCCGUUUUGUAAAGAUAUUAUUUUUAAUUAAGGCCACCUAUUUAUUAGAACACCACAGCUUAUUUCAUGUAACAAUUUAACACAAUUUUUUUAUGUUUUUUAUUUCGAAUUUGAUUCAGAUAUAAAAGUAUUGCUUUUUUUCCUUUGAAUCGGUUAAAUUGCUUACAUUAAAUUAAAUUUUCUUCGUUUUUAAUUUUUGGAAUUGCUGGUUAUUUUUAUAAUUUUAGUCCUUAAAUCGUAUUUUAAAAUCAGGACCGGAAUAAGCUAUGGUAAUUUAAUAGCAAGAAUUUUGCAAAUACUAACCACAAUAAAAUACAAAAUCCGAAGGCCAUAAGAACUGUGAAAUUGUAACUUAAAAGUCAUCAUUUCAUAUGUUUCAAGUUAUGUCGUAAUUUAAAAAAUCUUAAAGUUCUGUUUAGUUCAAAGUGAUACAGGAACACUAUUUUUUCUCCGCCUGCUAAAAAAAAUAUUGGCAUGGUUAAAAAUGAAACACAACAACUUGUGAGAUUUCUCCCUUUUUUCGAUUAUAUUAAAAAUACCCUUCUAAUGUGACGAUAUAAUUGACUUAAGUAAUAUUUGCAAAAAAUACUGCAUAUGAUGAAUACAAAAAAAGUUGAUCUUAUAUAAAAUACUGUGAUACUAAAUUUUACUAGUACUUCCAGCAUAGCUGCAUUUUAUCCAUUCUUAAAUAUUCUAUGAUAUAGAAGCAGCAGCAGAUAAUAAUCAAUGACUAUAUAGGAAAACAAAAAAAAAUUUUUAAGGGACAUGUACAAUGCGUGUCUACAUUAGAUUUUCAAAUAAGAAAUUUUACAAAAUAUAUUAAUACGUAUGGGAAAAGGUAGGUAUAACAUUGGGAUUUCUCAAAUAUCAUUUUUAUUGCAAUGCAAAACAACAGGCUCUACGAUGCAAGCAUAUAUAGAUCAACUUCAGUCAACUAAAGAAAGAAAAGUACAGAAAGCAUAAGAACAAAUAUAUACGGAACAUUCAAAUUAAAAUCUUAAAUAUGUAGGUUAGAUGCCGGUAUAUUCCAGACCCAGAAAAUUAAUGUUCAAUAUUUAUUGAAAUACUUAUCUAAGAAAAACAAUAAGGUAUCUUUUUAAAUUUAAAUCCGUUGGGGGAAAAUACAUAUUUAUAAUAGUAUGCUAGUCAUUAAACGAGUUUUCUACUCUUGUUAUGGAAUGGCUUUAAUUGUUCACUCCUCACGUUAUUAAGUUGAUUUGCCUAACAAUUGAAAUGCAUAUUAUUUCAUAAUAUAACUGAAAAUUUUUUUCGAAAAAAAUAAAAUAAGUAUGACAGUUGCAAUCUGUAUUUGCAAGCUUGAUUUACAAAAUAAAUAAGAAUACAAAUUCAAAAGAUUGCAAAACUUUUGGAAAGUAUUUCUCUCUCUUCCGAACAAAAAUGCUGUCUUGCAAACAUAAGUAGAUGCUUAUAGAUUUCUGCGGGUUAUAUUGUAUCCCGUUAAAACAGUGAUAAGACCCGUACUACUAUUAUGUUCUAGACCAAAACGGGAAAAUGUUAUCAAAACCAUAGCAAGAAGAAAUAUUAAAAAACAAGUACUAUGAAAGUAGAUUUACACACUUAUUGCAUAUAUACGUAUGUAAGCAAUGUAACGAAAAUGAAAAUGUUUGGAUUAGUCGCUUAGGACAAUUAUUCCAUUUGCAAUUGAAUGAAUACUUAAGGCAACUGAUUUAAACAUAGGUUAAGUUAUAUUCUUUAGAAUCCAAACAUGGGCAACAUCGAAGGUGAACACUUACUAUUGAUUUGUAGUUUUUGAAUGUUGAAAGACUAUAACCAAUAAGAUAUCUAAGACACUAAUUGCUAAACUUAUUGCCAAUCAGAGAAAGGAUGCACAUGAUUAAAUAAUAAAUCUGAUAUAAUUUAAAAUGUUUUAAAUUUCUUGGCAUCUUCUAACACUAUCUCUGAGACACAUAGUAUACUAACUCAUUAUUAACUUCUAUUCUGACAAAAUAGUAUAUAAAAGACACAAAAACAAUUAAUAUCCAGAUAAACCGAAAAAACUUGAAUUCAAAAUUAGGUUUAUACAAAUGUACACUACAACUUCACUUAUCCAUAUUUCAUCAAAUCCGUUUAGGUAAUGAAAGAACACUGAAUCUAUAAAAUACCAAAUUAAUCAAUCUAGUCGAAAACUGAAAAUCAUAUUUAAUUGCAGUUUAUUUUUAAGACUUUUUUAACACUGGAUACAUUGUUGAUUCCUCUCAAAUUUAUAAUUUUAAAGGAUAAGUCGGUUUAAAAAAAUAGGAAUCAAAUGCAGACAUGGCAUCUUUAGUUUAAAAACAAUACCGUAUGUACCAGAAAAUCAAUACAUGCAUAACUUAAUAUAUAGAAAUACACACUUAUACGUAAAACUUUGUUCUUGAUCCAAAAUUAGUGCAAGUAUCCAAACGUUUAAAUGAGAAUAACAGCGAGCAACAACUUAGUUAACUGCUGCCUUUAACCAAUAAAGUGGGCAAACACAAAUGUAUCAAUAACUUAACAAUUUUAAAUAGAUUUAACGAUGGCCUUUUUGUUUUAUAAUCGACUGUCAGCCAAUAAAAUAACCCCCACGUCAUUGAACCGAAAUUUAAACCUUAUAAGCAUAUGAAUAUUUAAAUAAAUCGUUCGGUCUCCAACUACUGUAAAUGAAAAUUUAAUAAAUUACCAAUAAUAUAUAGAGUACAAAACUGG
Molecule: messenger RNA, 7010 nt
Organism: Drosophila rhopaloa
Lineage: Eukaryota; Metazoa; Arthropoda; Insecta; Diptera; Drosophilidae
Gene: Adar
Product: double-stranded RNA-specific editase Adar
Exons: 11
Coding region: 794-2830 (678 amino acids)
Biological process (GO): RNA processing; adenosine to inosine editing
Cellular component (GO): cytoplasm; nucleolus
Molecular function (GO): double-stranded RNA adenosine deaminase activity; double-stranded RNA binding; tRNA-specific adenosine deaminase activity
Source: RefSeq, a predicted model, not a curated record